UAAACAAAAUAGCGACUUAUUUUUAAAAAAACUGCAUCAAUUGUUUCGUAAUGUCGCUUAAAACCACUGCGACAAAACGCAGUCGACCGUUAGCUGUCUUAUUUUGAAAACACGAACCGGAAGUCCAGCGUCUGCUCCGCUUUCUUCACACCGCUGAGGUGAAGUUGAGUGUGGCAAGUCAUCCUCCGAGUGACCCAGGGACCCGGGAGGGAGGCGUUCAACAAGUUAAAAACCUGUUUCCUUCUCGGAUAAGACGCUCUUUUCUCCUAACAGUCCGGGGGGGAAAGGAGGACCACUGUGAAACAUGGCUGCUCUCUCAGCCUGGUUCUGGAACGAGAGGUUUUGGUUGCCUCACAACGUAACCUGGGCGGAUCUGGCAGACCCAGCUCCCGGGGUGGAGUACCCCAAGGCUGGACACUUGUUGGCUGCUUUGCCGCUGGCUUUGGUAAUUUUCGCCGUCAGGAUACUGUUCGAAAGAUUUAUUGCCGGUGCCUGUGCCCGGAGUCUUCAAAUUCAACAAGGCGUUGGACGAAGAGCUCAGCCCAAUGCAGUUCUGGAGAAAGUGUUUACAUCCAUCACAAAGAAUCCAGACUCCCGCCAUCUGGAUGGCUUAUCUAAGCAGCUGGACUGGGAGGUGCGAAAGGUCCAGCGUUGGUUCAGACACCGCAGGAACCAAGAUAAACCAAGCACACACACUAAGUUCUGCGAGAGCAUGUGGAGGUUUACGUUUUAUUUGUGCAUAUUUACCUAUGGGUUCCAGUUUUUGUGGCAGUGCCCCUGGCUGUGGGACACACGGCAUUGCUGGUACGGUUACCCCUAUCAGGUCAUGACUCCUGGUCUUUACCACUACUAUGUGACAGAACUGGCCUUCUACUGGUCACUAAUGUUCUCCCAGUUCACCGACAUUAAAAGGAAGGACUUCCUGAUCAUGUUCAUCCAUCACCUGGCUACGGUUAGCCUGAUCAGUUUUUCCUACGUCAACAACAUGGCGCGAGUAGGGAGCCUCGUGAUGUGUGUCCACGACGCGUCUGACUUCCUGCUAGAGGCAGCCAAGCUGACCAACUAUGCCAAGUACCAGCGCUUGUGUGACUUCCUCUUCAUUGUGUUUAGUGUGGCAUUCUUCAUCACAAGACUUGUAAUAUAUCCAAUAUGGAUCCUGAACUCCACUAUGUUUGAGAGCUGGGCAAUAGUCGGGCCGUACCCGUCCUGGUGGCUCUUCAACAUUUUACUGCUGGUCCUCCAAGUGCUGCAUAUCAUCUGGUUCUACCUCAUAGCCCGUAUAGCUAUCAAAGCCAUGCUGCGGGGCAAGGUGUGCAACGACGUCCGCAGUGACAUUGAGAGCAGCUCAGACGACGAGGCGGACACGCCAGAAGAAGGCCACAAGGCUUAUCAUACCCCCAAGGGAGAAAACGGGACUAACGGCCACUAUGCUGCUGUUAAAGCUCGAGUUCAAAACCACAGCAGCUGAUGACACGGAGCCUGGAGCUGGGAGCCCCCUGCAGUUCAUCCCUCACCUCUCCAAGAGCUUUGUUUGUCUUUUGACAUUCCCUUGACAUGCAAGGCUCACACCUACAUUCACACAUACACACACACACUCAGUCUACUAUCAUACGUUGGUGAACCAACAGUGGAUAUACUGACGCUGACAUCUGCUUUGAAGAGCCCUGUAAUGACACGUACGACAACACACGAGGCGAAAUCUGAAAUGAUAUGGAAAUGAGUCGAAGCAAGUGAUUUGCAUAGCCUUGUUUUUUUUUCAAAUGGGAUUUAUUUGCUGCCAGAUGUUUGGUUUCAAUGUUCUCUUCCAGUUUUAUUGGUCAGAUGAACUUGACUUUUGUGUUCAGGAUGAAUUCGCACUGGAUCACAAAGGUCUGAAAACUGCCGCUGCACUGCUCAGUGGAGCACCAAACUUUGAAGUUGUGUUGUAUUUCCAAUUGGUGAUGUUACAGCAGUCGUUUUACAUGAAUGACUUUUAUAGCUUUGGUUUUAUCAGCUCUUAAAAGAAGGGCACCUGCUGUGUACCUACAACACUUAAAAGUUUUAAAUAGCAGCAGUUACUGUCCUCUGUGAUGUAUUGUGGAUUUACCUUUUAACCACUUUGUUUGUGUUUCUGUUUUACUGUUGUUGUUUUUUUACUUCUUCAGAGACCAAAUGUUUAUGAAAUAGUUUAAUGCCACUGCCUAGAGAAAUCCAGGUGUGAGGACUAUACUAAGUGUCUGGUAUCAAGUGCCUUGUUAAAAUGUAUUUCCAAAUAUAUUCUGUUGUUGAAACAUGUCUUCAUUGUUGCAGUCCUGUUUACAAACACCAAACUGCACUGUGUGAUUAAAGGCAUUUAAUAUAAUUUAGUACAAACAAUUACAGCCAUCUUCACUUUUCAAACAUCGUCACUCUCGGCAUGGAUAAACAGGCCAUGGAUGCAAAUAAUUUGUUCUUCGUUAAUUUGCUUGGAGAUGUUUUCACAAACAAAACCUCUUCCUUCCGAGGGCACGUAAACGACCUGAGAAGAAUAAACAUCUUAAUGAUUUUACGA
Molecule: messenger RNA, 2530 nt
Organism: Larimichthys crocea (large yellow croaker)
Lineage: Eukaryota; Metazoa; Chordata; Actinopteri; Sciaenidae
Gene: cers5
Product: ceramide synthase 5
Exons: 10
Coding region: 305-1468 (387 amino acids)
Biological process (GO): ceramide biosynthetic process
Cellular component (GO): membrane
Molecular function (GO): sphingosine N-acyltransferase activity; DNA binding
Source: RefSeq, a predicted model, not a curated record